AUGUCUUCUAAGAAAAGCACGCCCAGCAUGGCUUCGACUACCUUCUCGUCCGAGUCGGCCAAGGCGGUCGCUCAGGAUCGCAUUAUCGGCACCCUCUUUGGCUCAGCUCUUGGAGAUGCGAUCGGAUUGUAUACAGAGUUUCUCUCUGCUGAGAUGUCGGCCGGGGCAUAUCCUGAUCGUUUCUUUACCCUUCUGCCUGCGGACCAGGCUACCGCCUUUAGACGCGAUCACCAUCGCAACUUUCACCGGCCUGGUGAUUGGACAGACGACACUGAUCAUGCUGUCCUGAUUCUCAUGUCUUAUCUUCACAGCGAUGGCAAGAAGCUUGAUCCUAAAGACUUUGCCUCGCGGCUGUCUGUUUGGGUUCGUAUGGGACUUCGUGCACUCGAUACAUUGCCUCUUGGACUAGGACGCACCGUGGGAGGCAUCGUUCGGACAAAGACAUACCUGGACGAUCCUGAGGGGACAGCACGAAACUUUUGGACGACAGGCAAAUACAAGGCCGCUCCCAAUGGAAGUUUGAUGCGAACACAUCCCCUAGGACUCAUGUGCCUUAACAAGUCCCUCGAAGACACCUUCAAGAUCGCCGCCAAAUUCUCCGUCGUCACACAUGCUGACCCCCGAUGUGUCGUCUCUUGCGUCAUCGGCACUGCCCUCGUCCGUGGUCUUGUCCUUGGCGAUAUCCGAAAAGAGCGUCACGUCGACGACAUGAUUGAAAAGGGUCUUGCAUGGUACACUGCUCGUCGAGAGAAGGAGCUCAAGAAGCAGGAUCGCAAGGACGAGCCCCGGUUGAAGAUUGACGACUUCAAGUACCAUACCACAGCCAAGACUCUGGCGGACUUGAAGCUUGAUGAGAGCACAAAGAUUGGUUACGUCUACAAGACGUUUGGCUCUGGAAUUUUGCUCCUUCGUCUUGCUAUGCGACAACUCGAGUCCAACAACCAGCUGCGAUCACAGCUUGCAAUCUUUGAGAAGCUCAUCACUGACCUCAUCAUGGAGGGUGGCGACGCCGACACAAACGCCUGUUUUGCGGGCGCUCUCCUUGGUGCUCUGCUUGGCUUCAAGGCACUACCACCUCACUGGCGCGAUGGUCUCCGUCACGGAGAUUGGUUGAUGGAGAAGUCUGAGGGUCUUUGCGAGAUUCUUGGUGUAACAAAAGGCACCUACUCCGGCUCUCAGGACAAAGACACAGCUGAAGACGGUGGACGGGGUUUCCUGACGGAUGCGCAGAUGGAAGAGAAGUGCAUGAUGAUGCAAGCGUGGAUGGCGCAAGAAGAGACAGAGUGGAAGAGGAAACAAGAGGCUGAGAAGAAGAAGCCAAGUUGGUUCGCUUGGAAUUAA
This is a messenger RNA of Fusarium keratoplasticum, 1341 nucleotides long. RefSeq lists its product as uncharacterized. The record is from RefSeq and is a predicted model, not a curated record. Lineage: Eukaryota; Fungi; Ascomycota; Sordariomycetes; Hypocreales; Nectriaceae. The transcript has a single exon. The coding region runs from base 1 to 1341 and encodes 446 amino acids.